AUGGCUGAUCCCGCCACCAAAGAAUGCUAUGCUGGAUCCGAUUAUAAUGUAGCCUUAACUUCUCUUGCUACCGCACAUCCCCUCGCCUUCUUCACACUGCCUCUUAUACCAACUGUCGCUUUGUCUUCCAUUGGUACCUACCGAGAACUUGGCCUCCCUCUCAAGGCAAUUGCCGAGUAG
Molecule: messenger RNA, 180 nt
Organism: Clonostachys solani
Lineage: Eukaryota; Fungi; Ascomycota; Sordariomycetes; Hypocreales; Bionectriaceae
Source: the annotation of a GenBank genome assembly